AUGCCAGCCACGCUUGGCCAUGGUCCUGCAGCGGCAUACGCUCCAGUGGAAACUCAGUGCUAUGCCCUCCCUGUCUGCCACAUCUUACGACGCAUGGUCCCAGCCGAGCCCGACAAACCUCCACAGCCUGAAUCUCGCCAGAAAUUCCCUGCCCCUUAUCCUCUUGUAGCGAGAAUAGUCCUAUACACUGCAACUCUUGGCUCGGUCGUUUUAGCUGUGUACUACUCUAGACUCUGGUUCACGGCGUCUGGCCGCGAACAGCAGCCCGUCCAAGCAAUCUUCACAUCAUUACAGGGAACAACCUCGCCUCAGGCAAACAUGUCUGUUCACGGGAAGUACAGUGUUGGCUACUUCGUGAAUUGGGGCAUCUACGGCCGAAAAUACCCACCAUCACUCAUUCCGGUCAAUGACUUAACGCACAUCCUAUAUGCAUUUGCCAACAUCAAGGGAGAUACUGGCGAAGUCUUCCUCUCCGACACUUGGGCCGACCAGGAAAUUCAUUAUCCCGGUGAUAGUUGGAAUGAUCCUGGGGCCAAUCUGUACGGCAAUUUUAAAGCCCUUUACCAGCUUAAGAAGCAGAAUCGCCACUUGAAGGUCAUUCUAUCGAUCGGUGGCUGGACGUACUCUCCCACGUUUCAUCCAAUCGUCGUCAAUUCAACCCUAAGGUCCAAAUUCGUCGCAUCGGCGAUCCGCAUCCUCGAGGACAACGGCUUGGAUGGCUUAGACGUGGACUAUGAAUAUCCACAGAACGAUGAGCAAGCAUCUGGAUACGUGGCAUUACUGAGAGAGUUGCGAAAGGGGCUCGACGCUCAUGCAGACCGGAAGCGCAUUGAUUAUCGGUACCUCCUCACUAUCGCCGCUCCAUGUGGGCCCGACAACUACCGAAGACUCUACGUUGAGGAGAUGGAUCGAUACCUCGAUUUCUGGAACAUGAUGACUUAUGACUUUUCGGGUUCAUGGGAUAAGGUGGCCAACCAUCAAGCAAAUUUAUUCGGCGGACCCAUUAGCGCAUCUCAAGCGAUCAAUUGGUAUAUCGCUCAGGGUGUGCCACGCGACAAGAUUGUUAUGGGGAUCCCUCUAUACGGCCGAAGCUUUAUGAACACUGACGGUCCAGGGAAGCCUUUCCAAGGGAUCGGACCCGGAAGCUGGGAGCAAGGUGUUUAUGAUUAUCGCGCGCUGCCUCCUCCUGGUUCGUACAUGUUCCGAGACGAAGAGGUCGCCGCGAGCUGGUCGUACAAUUAUCAGACGAAGGAGCUCGUCAGUUUCGACUCUGAAGAAGUGGGUAAGUGGAAGGGAGAGUGGAUCGCGCAAGAAGGGCUGGGUGGCAGUAUGUUCUGGGAGCUGAGUGGAGACAAGGGGAGCGUGCGCGACGAUAUGGAAGGUGGUCCAGGCAAAGACCCCCAGCCAGGUGAAAGCCUAGUGGCCAUUGUCAAAGAAGCUAUGGGCGAGCUAGAUCGGAGUCCUAACUGGCUACAAUACGAGGGGAGUCGGUUUGACAAUCUACGCAGCGGCAUCAUUUAG
This is a messenger RNA of Fibroporia radiculosa, 1521 nucleotides long. RefSeq lists its product as uncharacterized. NCBI's taxonomy places the organism in Eukaryota, Fungi, Basidiomycota, Agaricomycetes, Polyporales, Fibroporiaceae. Gene Ontology annotation, molecular function: chitinase activity; chitin binding. The transcript has 6 exons. Gene Ontology annotation, cellular component: extracellular region. The record is from RefSeq and is a predicted model, not a curated record. The coding region runs from base 1 to 1521 and encodes 506 amino acids. Gene Ontology annotation, biological process: chitin catabolic process; carbohydrate metabolic process.